Messenger RNA from Mus pahari (shrew mouse), 2278 nucleotides. It is a transcript of the gene Rnf11, whose product is annotated as ring finger protein 11. The transcript has 3 exons. Bases 455 to 919 code for a protein of 154 amino acids. NCBI's taxonomy places the organism in Eukaryota, Metazoa, Chordata, Mammalia, Rodentia, Muridae. The record is from RefSeq and is a predicted model, not a curated record.
CUGGCCACCGCCGCCGCGCCGAGGCGGAGUAGGAUGAGGCCCCGGGCCGCGGCUCCAGCGUCGGCAGGGGCAACAGCAGCUGAGGCAGCAGCUGAGGCAGCCGCGACGGCCGCGCCCCCCCGUCCUGACCUGGAUUAGGCCCAGCAGCCCGUGGCCGCCGCCGCCCCGCGGGGGGCGGGGUGGGGAAGCGCUCAGUCUCCCCGCCCCCGCCCCCCUCAGGUUCCAGACGCGACCCCGGCGCAGCCCGCGGCCUAGCCUCGCGCCCUCUGCCCCGGGGGCUGGCAUGAGCGGCCCCUCGGUGGCGCCGGGGCGCGGGGGAGCCGCCGCCUGAGCCCCCGGGCCUGCCGCCUCGGACCCCGCGGCACCGAGCGAGCUGACCGCCGAGCGUGCGAGAGACCGGGUCACAGCUUUCUUCCUCCCGCAGAUCUCAAAGCAUACACCCGAGCCCCGGAAGAUGGGGAACUGCCUCAAAUCCCCGACUUCGGAUGACAUCUCCCUGCUCCACGAGUCUCAGUCCGACCGGGCUAGCUUUGGCGAGGGGACGGAGCCAGAUCAGGAGCCGCCGCCGCCAUAUCAGGAACAAGUUCCCGUUCCCAUCUAUCAUCCGACACCUAGCCAGACUCGGCUAGCAACUCAGCUGACUGAAGAGGAACAAAUUAGAAUAGCUCAAAGAAUAGGCCUUAUACAGCAUUUGCCUAAAGGAGUUUAUGACCCUGGAAGAGAUGGAUCAGAAAAAAAGAUCCGAGAGUGUGUGAUCUGUAUGAUGGACUUUGUUUAUGGGGACCCAAUUCGAUUUCUGCCGUGCAUGCACAUCUACCACCUGGACUGUAUAGAUGACUGGUUGAUGAGAUCCUUCACGUGCCCCUCCUGCAUGGAGCCAGUUGAUGCAGCACUGCUUUCAUCCUAUGAGACUAAUUGAGCCAGGGUCUCUCGUCUGACUUCAAGUGAACCAUCAGUUUUGGUGGUUUUGAUCUUUUGUCACUGAGCCCAAAGAGCCAGGGAUUAGGAAUUAAGAUCAUGCACAAAAGUUUCCUAAAAAUUCCUGGAUGGCUGCAGAUGUUGAGGGAAGUAUGUGAUAUUUUAGAAAUUUAGGGGGAAAGUAGGAUGGAUGGUAUUUUUAUGUAAAGCCUUGACCCAGUGUUAAAAUAUAAUUGUUAUUAGACCUUGUUCUUGCUCCAGUACAUAGGAAUUGUGUAAAGUGUUACAGCAACUGUACAUGUUUAAAUUGUGUGUGUUGAAGCUUAGGAAAAAGAUAGUUGUUAUUUUUCCUAAAUGAAAUAAGUUUCUUCUCCCACCAAAUUCUUUUCUGAAAAGUUACUGACAUUUGGGUCAAGGUUUUAUUAAAAAGCUACAUUUUAUAACACUGGCACAAAAAAAAGUAGUUUUAAGCUUGUUUGCACAGUUCUUUUUUUCCAUUGGAAAUGGAAUUCAUUGCCUUAGGUCUUUUUAAAUAGUGUAUUAUUAUCGUUGGGGCUGGCUCUAUGCUUGAAAACCAGUUUAUUUAUAACCUGUUGUAAGUGCUAUAUUCUGUUUGCAGUUAGGAAAUGCAGAAUUCACAGUGAUCUCCUAGCUUGUAAGCAAACUGAGAUGCGCUAUCCCUUUUCUAUUAAAAAUGGGUGGGUGUGUCAGGAGACAAGGCUAGCAAAGUGGAUUUGAUAUCCCUCUCCUGUGUGUCUUACCUUGUUGUUUUGGUUGUUACUAUGGUGAUAAAUUCAAAUAUUAACAUUUCUGAUUUGUUGAGCUUUGAAUUAUGCCACCAUGCUUAUGUAAAAAUGAAGGUGGCACCAUGAUGAAACUUAAACAGUUUCUCAUCUGUAACAGUUUUGAUUCUCUUUCCUGUGACCUCUUUCCCCACUGUCUGGAACCAUAGCAAAAGGAUACUGCAUCUCUUGUUACUGUAGUGCUGAGGUUAUUGAAGUUACAGAAACACAUCUAGUCUGUUUCCUAGAAAAGUAUCUGUUAAGUCUUGCUAGGUGACUGACAGGAGAGGUAAAUGUUUUGCACACCAAUGCAGCAGGGUUAGUAUAACCACAUGACUUCAUAGUUGUGAUCUCAAAGGAACUUCUCCUUUACUUUUUCUUGCAAUUAAUGUAAGAAUACUCUAAAUCUCUGCACUUCUGAAGGAUUAGAGGUACAAGUGGUCUAGUGAAGAGGUAAUGUUUUAUCCAUUUAGCAUGUGUUUAUUUCUCCUUAUGGUCUCCAGGUGGCUUGUUCCUUCCACUCGGUGACAUUGUAGUUAAAAAAUGAUGAGCAGAAGCGCUCUCCACCUUACAAGUGA